CCACCUCUAUUUAAAUAUUUAUUGAUCACCUCUUGUAUAUUUGCACUUUGCAGCAUCAUUCCUGCUCAUCUUCUUCAAGUGAGACCCAUUAAAAAUGGCUUCCACUGCUUAUCCAUUCAAGAUAAUUUUGGGGUCUAAAUCAAAAGCACGUAGGGAAAUAUUGGAGCAGAUGGGUUAUGAAUUUACAAUCAUGACUGCAGAUAUUGAUGAAAAGGCUAUACGCAAAGAAAAACCGGAAGAUUUGGUUAUGGCUCUUGCUGAGGCUAAGGCUGAUGCCAUCAUCUCAAAGCUUCAAAUUGCUGAUAUACAAGUGAAUGAUAGUGAGCCAACACUUCUCAUUUCAGCUGACACAGUAUGCAUUCCCUUCUUUAAACCUGCAGAAGCCACAUUACCAAAGCCUCCCAACGGUGAUCUCAGAACUGAUGCUGGACCCACUAUCUUAAUUACAGGCGACCAAGUGGUGGUUUAUGAAGGCAUGGUAAGGGAAAAGCCAUCUAGUAAAGAGGAAGCACGGCGGUAUAUGAAAGAUUAUUCUGGCAGCAAGGCUUCAACUGUCAGCUCUGUUCUGGUGACAAACCUUCAGACAGGAUUCAGAAAAGGGGAAUGGGACAAAGUGGAGAUUCUAUUCGAUGAGAUACCAGAUGAAACUAUUGACAAGCUUAUUGAAGAGGGUGCAGUGCUGGGCGUUGCUGGUGGUUUAAUAAUUGAACAUCCUCUCAUAUUACCCUUGGUUAAGGAAGUGGUUGGGACAACCGACAGUGUGAUGGGACUUCCAAAAGCAGUAGCUGAGAGACUAAUAUCAGAGUCACUGUAGGUCAGAUAUUAUAAUGAUAGUUGCCAUCGACAAUAUUGCCGUUUCUUGUUAGCUAGCAGCAGAAACAUCUGCGCAUUCUUUUGUCAUGAUCAGCUAGUUUCUUUGAUGAAGCAGAACAUAGAGCAGUUAGUGAUACAAUUGUAUCUUUUGUCUGUAUAUCAUCAUGCAUUUUUUAGACGAUUAUGUCAACCCAUUUUCUAUGCGAAGGCAGUAUAAAAUAUGCAGUCCGUACUUCUCA
Messenger RNA from Beta vulgaris subsp. vulgaris (sugar beet), 1052 nucleotides. RefSeq lists its product as uncharacterized. Bases 95 to 814 code for a protein of 239 amino acids. Lineage: Eukaryota; Viridiplantae; Streptophyta; Magnoliopsida; Caryophyllales; Amaranthaceae. The transcript is spliced from 10 exons. The record is from RefSeq and is a predicted model, not a curated record. Gene Ontology annotation, molecular function: nucleoside triphosphate diphosphatase activity.